UGCCACUUGUGUACAGCCGUCUCAGCGCGCAACACGCGCUUCUCUCACACCAGUGAUACAGUGCACUAAUCGAACUCUUUCGGACUAAUCCAACUUGCAGCAAUGAACAUUUCAAUGCAUUUGGCGGUAGCUGUGGCGGCGGCGGCUUGUCUGUGCGUGUGCGCAGCGGCACCCGAGAAUCGACUCGCGCGCACUAAACAACAGCGCCCCACCCGCGGCUUCAAGAACGUCGAGAUGAUGACCGCCAGGGGAUUCGGCAAGCGAGACAGGCCACACACUCGGGCUGAGCGGUGUAACAGUAACCGUAAUGAAGCUAAGAAUAGUACCAUUGUGUCUGAAGGGGACGUAGAGCAUCAAGCGCCGACGACCCGCUCGCACCGCGGCACGCCCACCUUUAAGAGUCCCACUGUUGGGAUCGCAAGAGAUUUCGGUAAAAGAGCUCCGGAAUUGGACGCAGAAGACCAGGACAGCUAUGACUCCCACGCUCGCAGGAAGUUUAACCCCAAGAGCAACCUCAUGGUCGCCUACGACUUUGGCAAAAGGAGUGGUAAUGAUGACGUUACUGAUGAAGAGGAAGAAAUUAGAGUGACCAGGGGAACUUUUAGACCCAACUCAAACGUACUUAUCGCCAGGGGUUACGGGAAAAGGGCCCCUUUGCCAAAGAACGAUCGAGGUAUUAGUCGAGAUAAUCUCAGAUCCAAUAUUAAAGAAAUCACACACUACUGCAUUCCUUUGGACUGGUUUGUGAACGAGAUGCUGAACAAUCCAGAUUUCGCGCGAUCUGUGGUCCGCAAGUUCAUUGACCUCAAUCAGGACGGCAUGCUAUCAUCGGAGGAGCUGUUAAGGAACGUCGUUUAAAUACACAUUUAGUUAAUUACUAUUACAUGAGAACCCUAUCAUUUGAUCUGUAACUGCAUGCAAAGUAAAUAUAUGAAUAUAUAUCAUUACAAAUACUUGUAUAGUCUAUUUAUCGUUCAGUUUACAGGACUUGUAACGUUACUGUGAUAUCAUAUUAUUAUCUUCGCAUCCAAAAAAUAUAAAAAAAAUCAACCUCAGUUCUAUUAAAAGAUAAUUUUAAGAGCGGUAUUGUUGUUCGGAAUUUACGAUUGUUGUAAAUAAUUUAAAGUAUAAUGUCGAUGGCAUAAGAAUUAUCUGUCCAUAGCGAUACUCUUUAUAUCUAAAAAUGUAGAUUAAUAUUCGUUGUUGUAACUGAAAUAUUUUCCUUUCUAUGUGUGCCACUUUCAAAAUUUAUGACGUCAUACCUAUUUGCUUAGGUACCUACGAGCGCACUUCCAAAUUUCCAUUUAGUACAAUCGCCCUCACUCGUCGGUGUCAGGUACAAUCGACGAAUUAUCCUCUGCACUAAAUGAGAUUUGGAGGUUUGCAGUCAGUCACAAUUAUAACAGCAAUGUUCUAAGAUCAAAGUAAAUUAAGAGGUACAAGACUAAAAUGUAUUUUAAUGUUAGACAUUAUUUAAAGUUUCAGUAAACAUGUUUCAAUAUCGUCUCGUUUUAAUGUGAUUUUUAAUUUAUGUAAGGGGAAAGGCAAAUAUAACGAUCUAUUAAUGUAUGUUCUACGAUUAUAUCUAGGCUGGGUCAUACAGUAUCCUAUUCAUGUCAAUUUCAUAGUUGAAAUUAUAAGAGUUAGUGAAUUCUGUCGUUUAACACUCACUCUACAUACAUACAUGUAAUUUAUACUGUAAUGGAUAUAAUAAAAAUAUUUUUAGGGGGUAAAAUAUUCGAAAAAUGGAUGUUUGGAUACCCAUUAUUUGAUUAGUUCGUUGUUAAUUACCACUGUCGACGUUAUGGUUAAAUAAAUAUAUCGGGUAUCGAU
Molecule: messenger RNA, 1833 nt
Organism: Spodoptera littoralis (African cotton leafworm)
Lineage: Eukaryota; Metazoa; Arthropoda; Insecta; Lepidoptera; Noctuidae
Source: the annotation of a GenBank genome assembly